Coccomyxa subellipsoidea C-169 is the source of this 997-nucleotide messenger RNA. RefSeq lists its product as hypothetical. The coding region runs from base 79 to 510 and encodes 143 amino acids. Gene Ontology annotation, molecular function: structural constituent of ribosome. Gene Ontology annotation, cellular component: cytosolic large ribosomal subunit; ribosome. The record is from RefSeq and is a predicted model, not a curated record. Lineage: Eukaryota; Viridiplantae; Chlorophyta; Trebouxiophyceae; Coccomyxaceae. The transcript is spliced from 4 exons. Gene Ontology annotation, biological process: translation.
UCCAAGAGGACAAUCUUUUGAUAGAAGGGAAGCGAGACCUUACGGCAAGGUUCUGUGCCUGUCGCAAAGUUGGGUGCGAUGGUUCCAGCAACCUCAUUUUCUUUAGCUAGCUCACAGAGCUCCUUCAGGUGCAACGCAGCGUUUUUUCUGUCAGCCAGACCCAGACCGUUGCUCAGAUUACCCUUGUUGAGGGCAACACCCGUGGUAGCAGAGGCAGAUGCAGCAGGAAAGAAGAAGCCAACGAAGGCCUCAGAGUUCAGAUCUCUGGACGCCAGUCAAAUACAGGAGGAGGUGCAAAAGUCAAAGAGGUCACUCUUUGACUUGCGGAUGGCGCAGAAGACGAAGCAGCCCUUCAAGCCCAGCGACUUCGCCUUCCACCAAAGAAAGAUUGCGCAGCUCCUGACAUUGGCGCGGGAGCGUGAGAUUGAGCAGGGCAUCAAUCUGCGCCAGGCCCGCAAGACUGCAAAGAACAAGAUGGUGGCAGCUGGCUUUGGCGGUCUGUACCGCUGAGAAAUGUUUUGGAAGCGAGCAGUGGGGUCAGUGGGGGCAGACAGACUCAUGGCACUGGAGGCUCUGCUGCUUUACCGGUAAUCAGUUCCUAACGAGCUCGCUUACAUGAGUUCUUAACGAGCUCGUUACUGAUCAGAACCUCAUAAGAUUCUGUUACUGCUUGCGCUGCUGACACUGAAGAAGACCAUUGCAGACACUGGGCGGUGCUCCUUUCAAGAGGUGUUGCCCAGCUGGCAUCCAUUAGAGACAAGAUUGUACUAGCUCAGUAGCUCUGAGCCCAAACCUGAGCCUGGUAUACAGACUCUUCAGAAGCUUGGAGGUCAUUAAAACUGUGAUGUGUGGCAUGGAUUGAGAGGUCUUGAACUGAGACUACAACUCGAGGGUCACCUGACGGUCUUUAAGCAAGUUGUUGGAAUUUUUGCCUUCUGGAGAGUCUUGGAUCGUUAUGUACUGGCCAUAGCAUUUGUAAAAGAGUCCCUUGCCCAGC